AUGGCUCUCCCGGACGAAGGUGCGACAGAUUGGAAAGUCAUCGUUAUCGAUAUCAACGAUCCUUGCGCCAGCGAGGUAAACGGCAUCGCAGAUAUACAACAGCAUUUUCCGGGUCUCCUGGAGGCGACCCGAGACUGGUUCAAGUUAUACAAGGUUCCAGACGGCAAGAAGCCCCAUAAGGUUGCCUUUAAUGGAGAGUUUAGAAAUCAAAAGUGGGUUUCUUCCUUUGAAGACAUCGAGGAGCCCUUUGUUCUAUCGUGCCCGACACCCCCACAAAAGCAAAAAAGCAUCCGACGAGGCCCCAGUUACGCCAUGUCAAUAGUCCAGGAAUGCCAAAAAGCAUGGAAAAGAUUGAUUGAUGUCAAGACAUCUUCAGGUGACAUAAGCGUUGUCAGGGGAGACGAAAACCACAGAUUUUCUAGUUUCGCCAAUCCUGCAGGAGACGGUGGACCUCGAUCGACGGACGAGAAUUUGGAUAAAAGGUUCUUCCUUAAGUUUUAA
This is a messenger RNA of Cladophialophora immunda, 501 nucleotides long. RefSeq lists its product as uncharacterized. Lineage: Eukaryota; Fungi; Ascomycota; Eurotiomycetes; Chaetothyriales; Herpotrichiellaceae. The record is from RefSeq and is a predicted model, not a curated record. The coding region runs from base 1 to 501 and encodes 166 amino acids. The transcript has a single exon. Gene Ontology annotation, cellular component: nucleus; cytoplasm. Gene Ontology annotation, molecular function: magnesium ion binding; inorganic diphosphate phosphatase activity. Gene Ontology annotation, biological process: phosphate-containing compound metabolic process.